Protopterus annectens (West African lungfish) is the source of this 5929-nucleotide messenger RNA. It is a transcript of the gene SLC5A6, whose product is annotated as solute carrier family 5 member 6. Bases 910 to 2895 code for a protein of 661 amino acids. The record is from RefSeq and is a predicted model, not a curated record. Gene Ontology annotation, cellular component: membrane. The transcript is spliced from 18 exons. Gene Ontology annotation, molecular function: sodium-dependent multivitamin transmembrane transporter activity. Gene Ontology annotation, biological process: pantothenate transmembrane transport; biotin transport; sodium ion transport. NCBI's taxonomy places the organism in Eukaryota, Metazoa, Chordata, Ceratodontiformes, Protopteridae.
UCGUGCUGACAUCAUCACGCGCAGUGCGGGGAACAUACAGAGAAUGCUGACAUCAUAUUUGCAAGCAGGAACGGACGGUUUAGAGGACUUCAGUGAAGAUGGGACAUUUGCGAGUGAGAGGGACGGUUUAGAGGACUUCACUGAAGAUGGGACGCAACUCCGCGAGUGAGCAGGAACUGAAACGGAUGGAAGACGACCGGGACACUUUCAGAAGGGAAUUGAAACAAACGGAGACACAUUCAGAGUGGAAAUUCAUCUCCUGGUAGCAGCUUAAUCUACUGUGAGGAGAACCGGAAUGUGCCAUCAGUGACCAAAGGUAAAUUUAAGCUAGUAAUGGCUUGAAUCCAAUUUAAGGAUUUUUUUAUGUCCCUUGAACUCUGAAGUUAUUGUUUUUUUGAUAGAUGAAGGAAGAAGCUGGCAGAUGCCAAAAUGAUCUGCACUUUUCCAUUGAAAUAUUACUUACUCUUGGCUAAUAAGUUGCCAUCAUCGGAGAGGAGGGAAGAGAAAGAGGAAAAAAGACAGUCUUACUGUGCAAGGAAUUCCAUAGUUGUAUCUUUGGCUGAAGGAGUGGUGCUGUCUCCAGUCCGUGGGGACUGUGGGUGACCAUUUGGACACAUCUGAGAAGACAUUUCUGCCAUGUUAUUAAAACUAAGGUUUCCUGAGUGUAAAUGGUCUCUCACGUUUAAUUUUAUUUUUUUUUUAAUUUUUUUUGGUCAUGUUGCAUAGUACUUUGUGGAUUUGUCAACUUCUUUCCAUUCUACUUUUGUAUUUACAGUCAUCAACGUUUUGAGGCUGCUACAUUUUGUUGACUGCUACUGCUGUGUGCACUUGUUUGCAACUUGGAUUUUGUGUUGGGUUGUUAUUGGUGAGAACCAUUUCUUUGUGUUAUAGACAUUGUGCAAUCUGAACAUGCCAUCCAAAGAAGAUAUGAGGUUUUCUACUGUGGAUUAUAUUAUUUUUGCCCUCCUGCUAGUCAUUUCUUCAGCAAUUGGUCUCUAUUAUGCCUUCAGUGGUGGAAAACAACGUACUACACAAGAAUUUUUGUUGGCAAACCGCAGCAUGGGAUUCCUGCCAGUGGCAAUCUCUCUGCUGGCCACUUUCCAAUCAGCAGUAGCUAUUCUUGGUGUCCCUGCAGAAAUUUAUAAUAAUGGCACAGAAUACUGGUUCUUGGGGUGCUGUUAUUUCUUGGGCCUUCUCAUUCCUGCUCAUGUUUUUAUUCCUAUAUUCUACAGGCUUCGUCUCACCAGUACUUAUGAGUACUUGGAGUUGCGAUUUAACAAAAUUGUUCGAAUCUGCGGUACAGUGACUUUUAUAUUCCAGAUGGUAAUUUACAUGGGUGUUGUCCUGUAUGCUCCAUCCCUGGCUCUUAAUGCAGUGACUGGUUUUGACUUAUGGGGCUCUGUCUUGGCUUUAGGAUUGGUCUGCACUAUCUAUACUACAUUGGGUGGUUUGAAGGCAGUAAUCUGGACAGAUGUGUUUCAGUCCUUGGUGAUGUUUGCAGGAAUGCUGGCCGUUAUUACUGUUGGUUCUAUAAAAGUGGGUGGCAUCACUGAAGUGUGGCGGAUUGCAAAUGAAGCAGGAAAGAUAUCUGGAAUUGACUUGAAUCCUGAUCCUUUUGAGAGGCACACCUUCUGGGUAUUGGCAUUCGGUGGAGUUUUUAUGAUGCUUACGCUUUAUGGAGUAAACCAGGCCCAGGUACAACGCUACUUGAGUUCCCGGACACAAAAAGAAGCAAUUCUGUCAUGCUAUGCAGUAUUUCCAUGCCAGCAGAUUAUUCUUUCCUUAGGCUGUUUAAUGGGCCUGGUAAUGUACGCUCGCUAUCGGGACGAUGGUCCCCUGCAGAAAGGCUAUGUGCAGAAUUCAGACCAGAUGGUCCUUUACUUUGUCAUGGAUAUUUUUAAGGAUAUUCCUGGAUUACCUGGUCUCUUUGUGGCAUGUCUUUUCAGUGGAGCACUCAGCACAAUUUCUUCAGCUUUCAAUUCCUUAGCAACUGUAACCAUGCAGGACUUGAUCAAGCCAUUUUUUCCUAAUAUGACUGAAAGCCGAGCCACUCUUAUUGCCAAAGGACUAGCUUUUAUGUAUGGACUGUUGUGUCUUUGUAUGGCAUACAUUGCAUCACUGAUGGGAUCAGUGCUUCAGGCUGCGCUGAGUAUUUUUGGCAUCGUGGGAGGACCUCUGCUUGGACUUUUCUCACUAGGGAUGUUCUUCCCUUGUUCCAAUUCUUGGGGUGCAGUCACUGGACUGAUUUCAGGCCUAAUUAUGUCAUUUUGGGUUGGAAUUGGAAGUUUUGUGAAUGCCAGAAUUUCUGCAUCUCCCCCACCUUUAAAUGCAACUGUUGUCCCAGAUACUGGUAACAUGACUGCUGUGGUCAUAACAAAGUUGCUGACAACCACAUCAGCUGUUCGAACAAAUCCCACAGGUCUCAAGAAAUUCUACUCUUUGUCCUACCUCUGGUACAGUGGCUUCAGUUCUACAGUGGUGAUUAUUGUGGGACUUUUGGUCAGUUGCAUCACAGGCCCAACUCGAGGCUCCGAUGUUAACCCUCACACCAUAUUUCCAGUUAUGAGGUACAUUCUGUUCUUCUUACCAAAGAGUUACUUGGAGGUGGUGAGCUGUGGAGUCCGUUAUGACCAGGAUGGGCUGAAUGCUAGAGAGACCACAUCUUCUGUUAUCAGGAUGUUCACCACCAGUUUGGCUCCACCUCAGCAGGGUACAGAGGAACAGGAAGAUCGGCCAGAUUUGUCUCCACUCCUGCAGGAUGGUUUUCCCCAUGCACUACAAAAUGGAGCAACAAAGAUGAAUUUGAUAAAAGGGGAGGGCAUAGAAUCAGAUGAGUCUGGUGAAGACCGAACGGAUGGUGGUCCCAAAUAUGUUGUUCAUGAGACUGCGCUGUGAAUUAUUCUUGCAGUUAUAUAGCUGACAAUGUGUGGUCAAGAAGUGUGCGUAAACAGUGCUGGUGUCUCUAAAAGUGCACUGCUAUCAGGAAGAAAUGAAGUGGAAAGGAGCAGAUAUUUAAACUGGAACAAAGAGAAAGGACUAGGAGAGUGGUUAAACCACUCCGCUGAAUACUUCCUGCACACAAGAUUAUUGAAAAGUUUUCAUGGCUGAUGCUAUGCCAAGUCUGCCAAAUUGCAAAUCCUGAAGCGUUUGUUUAGUACCAUUAUGACGAUUGCAUUGAUUUUAAUGUGGCUAAUAUGUUUGUAGUGAUUUUAGGGUGUCCUGAUGACCCUUUUCCCAUUUUAUGCUCAGGUUUCUGUAUAUGGUCAAUCCUUUAAGUAAGUAAUGGUUAUUUUUAUCAGAACUUGAGGCAUUUUUAAACAUUUACCAUCAUGGUUUUAAAAGUAUUAAAAGUCCAUUUUGAACCUGGUAUAAAAUUUGCCUGUAGAUGGCAGCAGUGUGAAAAUUAUAACUGAAUAUUACAUUAUUGCCAGUAGAUAAUCCAUUCCUUAAACGUUAACAGUAGACAGUGUUUGGAAAUUCAAGCUAAAAGCUUGAGAACUUGGGGUGUGCCAUUACAUACCCAUGUUUUAUUUCAUUCGAUCACUACAUGAAUAGUGCACUUCCCACACUGACACAUUUAAGACACUAAAGGAUAAUCCUCAGUGAGCCAGCAGUAAGGCAUCUAGCUGAAUGUCUACCUAGUGUGUUGAUGGGAGUGGCUCAAAAAAUAAGCUAGGAUACCAGUGUACCUGUCAGAAUGAUGAAGCAUUGAGUUCUUCAGAUCAUAUUCCGUGAGGGAGGUCAAGUGGCAUCGCUUUCUGCUAUAGAGACUUCUGUCAGAAACCAUGAUUGUCCAAUACAUUAUUGGUAAGUUUUCCUUCAAGGCAGGCAAGUACCCUGCCUUUGGACAUUUUAUUUUCCUUUACAUAGGCAGAGGUAAGACUGUUUGAAGCUCUUUCUGCCAUAGAGAACUUUUAUCGAGCCUGUACCACCUCAUUCUACCAACCUAAAAGUACUGUAGGCCAGCAUUGUUAGGAUUUAAAGAGAGCGGUUAAUUAAGGACAUUGAGGUGCUCUGCAGUGUUUGGAUGACCUCUAUUGGAGAGUAAGAUUGAUCUUUUAGCAAGUCAUACACUAGAACUAUAAUCUUGAAUUUUUUUCUGAUGCAGCACAAAUACAGGGCAUUUCAUUGGACCCGUGUUCACAGUGUCCAAGUAUUGUAUUGACUUAAUGUACAUCACCUCAGUCCAUUCCUGUUUGGUUCCCACUGUCUGAAUUUUUAGCCACUUAGAUCAAAGCUCGGCCAGUCCCGAUCAAUUUUCAGUGCAUAGUAACAUUUAGAAAUAUGUUGUGCUAUUGCAUUUGCAAUCAAAAUUGAGCGCUGUAGCGCUCUGUGUAGCAAGCAGUUGCUACAGUUUAAAGGACAAGAACUUUCUUCACUGUUUAACUCCAAAUAAGAGGCUUUUGUUCCAUUGGAGGGAUGCUAGAUCUGAGGAAGGCACUAGGCACAAAAAUAGCUAGUUAGACCUUUGCGUUCAACAGUUAUUGUGAUUUUAAAGCUGAACUUGUGUGCCUUGACAGAUCAUUAUUUACUCAAAACAAAAUUUGUUUUGGGAUAGUAUAAUGUUGCAGCGGUUAGAUUUGUUGCCCAGCAGCACUUAGUUCUCAGUUGUACCCUCCUUGUAGAGUCUGCAGUUCUUCUUAUUUCCUGGUUCUUUGCUUUUCUUCCACAUCCCAAGAAUGUUCAGUUGGUGAAUUGGCGAUCCUUGAUAUUGUCCAUAUGUGUUUACUGUGCGUGCAUGAGUGAAUGUGCAUAUGUGUGACGUGAUCGGCUAGUACGUCAUCCAGAUUAGUCUGUGCCAUUGUACCCUCUGGUACAGGUUUAGGCUGUGGCUCUCCCACAGCCCUGAGUUCUAUUAAGGUGGUAAUAGAAUGAAUGAAAGGAUGAGAAUUAGUUUUGUGGGGCAGAAGGGGUUUAUGAUGGGUAAAAAAUUAGAAAAUGGGAGUGUUUAAAAAAAAAAAAAAAAAAAACCUAGCAUGCCAGAGGAUCGGUCAAAAUGAAGCAUUGAGUUCCUCUGUUCAUGUUCCUUUUUUCUUCAUUAUUUACUUUUCUGACCUACAGUUCAGUAACUUGUCUUGUACGGUUAAAUGCACUAGUAAACAUCAUGGGAAUCGAUGCAGAUUUGGUGCUUAUUUCUCUCUCUUGUGCAUACAGCUCUGAGAGGAUGCAGGUCCCUAACUGUGUGAAAUAUACUUUGGUAAUAAGUUGCCUACCACUAUGCCAGUUGUGUACAAAGUGCAGAUUGCAGGAAGCACUUUCCUGUUUUUGUUAUUUUCUAAAAAAGUUUCUGAUCUGUAAAAACUUUUCAGUGUAGCUUCAGAGAAUAAAAACAACUGUUUGUGUGCCAAUAAAGAAAAAUAACCUCCCUGACCAGGAAAUGUUCUGCAUGGAUUCUCACAACCCUAUACAGAUAGGCUUAAAUGUUACCAGUGUUAUAAAUAAAGGACAUUCUGUAACUGAACGUUCUGAAAGUAAAAAUAAAAUUAUUGAUUCUUUGGGACAUAUGUCUAUUUCCUCCAUAAUAUUUCAUUUUCUGAAAUAUAUUCCCUGAGCUGUAAUUGCAGUUCUACAACAGCUUACAGCUUCAGGGAAUGUUUAGAAUUAAACAAAUGUUAAGUUUUAUGAUGGUGGAAUCAUUAAACAAAUAAAAGUAUGCCCCCUGACAGUAUCUCAACAGUUCUGUCAUUACAGGGAAAACUUUAAUGUUUACUAAUGUUUUAGCUAAAGUGUGUUCCGCUCCACAGUAAAAUAACAAUGCCUUGUGAUUCUGUGGGACAUGAUCCUACUCUUACCAUUGAAUCUGAUGAUCAGAAAUUUAUUAAAAUAAUGCCGGAAGUGAAGACUGAUUUUUAGUGAAAUUAUUUCAUUUCAAAGGAUGUUUCCGUGCUUCAUUCCUUGACUGCAUUUAACUGCAGUGCUUUUGUUUGUU